This is a messenger RNA of Nicotiana attenuata, 750 nucleotides long. RefSeq lists its product as uncharacterized. Lineage: Eukaryota; Viridiplantae; Streptophyta; Magnoliopsida; Solanales; Solanaceae. Bases 1 to 750 code for a protein of 249 amino acids. The record is from RefSeq and is a predicted model, not a curated record. The transcript is spliced from 2 exons.
AUGAAGGAAAAUGAAUAUGUUGUGGAUUAUAUUUCGAGAGUUUUGGCUAUUGUCAAUCAAAUGAAAAGAUAUGGUGAAGAGUUGAAAGACGAUAGGGUCGUGGCAAAAAUACUACGAUCCUUAAUUUCAAAUUUUGAUUUUAUUGUUGUUGCCAUUGGAGAGUCCAAAGACUUGGACACCAUGACCAUAGACGAGCUUUCGAGUUCCUUGCAAGCACAUGAAGAGAAGUUGAAGAAACCGAAAGAAGAAUCGGUUGAACAAGCGUUGCAAGCAAAAUUUUCUUUCAAAGAGAAAGAUGAAAGGCGUGGCUCGCAACAAAGAGGCCGUGGAAAUGGAAGAGGUCGUGGUAGAGGCGGAAGAGGAGAUAACUUUGAAGAGAAAAAUAAUUUCGUGGAGAGCAAAAAUGAAGAUGAAGAUGCCACCUUGCUUCUUGCAUGCAAAGGAGAAGAAAGUGCCGAGAAGCACCGAUGGUACCUUGAUUCCGGUGCAAGUAGCCAUAUUUGUGGAAAGAAGGAUUUAUUUGUGGAACUUGAAGAGUUGAAUCGUGGCACAAUCACUUUUGGAGAUUCUUCACGUGUUAAAAUCAAAGGAAAAGGUACGAUUUUAAUUCGCUUGAAGGAUGGAAGUCAUCAAUUAAUUUCUAAUGUUUUAUAUGUGCCGGAGAUGAAAAGUAACAUUUUGAGUUUGGGACAACUUUUGGAGGAAAAUUAUGACAUUCAUUUGAAAGAUAAAAAGUUGUUUGAGAGAUGA